AUGAAAGGCCUUUUCAUUGUCCUUUUAAUCAUGUUUGUUGCUACACCUACCUUGUGUGCUAGAGUAACACCUAAUGCAGGAUCUAGAGUCUUCAAUAUUUUUAGCUAUGGUGCAAAAGGGGAUGGUCAAACUGAUGAUUCACAAGCAUUUGAGAAAGCAUGGGGAGAUGUGUGUAAUGCAACUCAAGGCACCACAACGCUUCUCAUACCUAAAGGGAAAUCAUUCAUGUUACGACCUGUGUCGUUCGAGGGUCCUUGCAAACCUGCCGCUAUUAACAUUCAGUUUGAGGGCACUAUCAUUGCCCCAAAAAGUGUUGAAGCUUGGAAAUGGCCAGAAAAUAAUAAUAGAGAAUCAUGGUUACGAUUCUGGCGGAUAAAUGGUCUUGUUAUCAAGGGAGGAGGCACAUUUGAUGGCCAAGGUUCUGCGUGGUGGAACAAGCACUCCGACAGGCCUAUAGCACUUCAAUUCCUUAAUUGUGAGAAUCUAGCUCUUAAAACGUUGAACCUAGUCAACAGUACAAGAAGCCAUAUAACUAUAGCUUCAUGCAAAGACUCUAUCAUCACUGACAUUUAUAUUUCUGCUCCGGAUGAUAGUCCUAACACAGACGGGAUUAAUAUCUCAGGAUCAUCUAAUAUUCUCAUUCAAGAUUCAAAGAUUGAAAGUGGGGAUGAUUGCAUUGCCAUUAAUCAUGGUUCUACCUUUAUCAACGUAACCGGUGUUAUGUGUGGUCCUGGCCAUGGAAUUAGUGUUGGAAGCCUUGGAAAAAAUGGAGCGUAUAAUACCGUAGAAGAUAUCUAUGUGAGAAAUUGCACUUUUCAAGGAACUAUGAAUGGAGCCCGAAUUAAGACAUGGAUGGGAGGAUCUGGGUAUGCAAGGAAGAUAAGAUUUGAAGAUAUUAUACUCAUUGGAGUAAAGAAUCCUGUGAUCAUUGACCAGCAAUAUGACGCUUUAAUAUAUAAUGGUCUAAGCACGGCGGUAAAAGUGAGUGAUGUUACUUACAGUAAUGUGAGGGGAACCUCAGCUUCUGAGAAUGCAAUCAUAUUGAGUUGCGACGCUAGCGUUGGUUGCACGGACAUUGUAUUAAAUAAUAUUGACAUAACCUUAGCAGCUGGAGGAAAAACAUCUGCAUUGUGUAGCAACGCUCAUGGGACAGCCUCUUCUUUUAAUCCAACUGUCUCAUGUCUUUCUUGAGUUGAGACUAGCUAGCCAUUGUUUUCAUGUUGCUAACUAGUAGGAUCUAGCGCACUUUGAUCCAAUUCACUGUUUUUUAACAUUCAAAAAGUG
Lotus japonicus is the source of this 1284-nucleotide messenger RNA. RefSeq names its product probable polygalacturonase At3g15720. Gene Ontology annotation, molecular function: polygalacturonase activity. The record is from RefSeq and is a predicted model, not a curated record. Gene Ontology annotation, biological process: carbohydrate metabolic process. The transcript has 7 exons. NCBI's taxonomy places the organism in Eukaryota, Viridiplantae, Streptophyta, Magnoliopsida, Fabales, Fabaceae. Bases 1 to 1191 code for a protein of 396 amino acids.